AUGGACUGGGGCACCACGCUGGUUACCGGCCUCGAAAAGCGCCUAAAUCAAAGCCAGGACCCGCGGAUCGGCUCCGGCCGCGACAACUCUACCGGCGGCACCCUCAGCCACGUCACCUCCUCCGGCACUGACUCCUCCUCCGCCGCCUCCCUCGGCAGCACCUUCAUCCCCGUUCUCGUCUACUCCGGCGUCUGCCUCGUCAUCUUCUUCGUCUUCCGCCGCAAGUGCCAGCGCGUCUACGCGCCGCGCACCAUCUCCAGCAUCCGCCGCGCCCCCCUCGUCCCCGUCCCGCCCCUGCCCGACACCUGGUUCACCUGGCUCAAGGACUUUUGGAACAUCGACGAGGCCUUCCUCCUCAACAACACCUCCCUCGAUGGCUUCUUCUUCCUCCGCUACCUGCGCGUCCUGGCCACCAUCUGCUUCGCCGGCUGCAUCAUUGCAUGGCCUGUCUUGCUCUCCGUCAAUGCCACCGGCGGCAAGAACCUGACCCAGCUCGACCUGCUCACCAUUGGCGACGUUGCCUCGCCCAUCAAGUUCUACGCCCAUGUCGCCAUUGCCUGGCUCUUUUUCGGCUUCAUCCUCUUCAUGAUCAGCCGCGAAUGCAUCUACUAUAUCAACCUGCGCCAGGCAUACCUCAUGGCGCCGCGCCAUGCCCAGCGUCUGUCGUCCCGCACCGUCCUCUUCACCUGCGUGCCCAAGCGCUUCCUGGACGAGCACCGCGUCCGCAAGCUCUUUGGCGACUCAGUUAAGAAUGUGUGGAUCCCGCGCAACACCCGCGAACUGGAGCGCCUGGUCGACGAGCGGGAGAGUGCUGCCGUGCGUCUGGAAAAGGCCGAGAUCGAGCUGAUUCGCAAAGCCAACCGAGCUCGCAAAAAGAAGCACGGCGUGCCCCUUGACGAGCAACUUCCGCCUCCCGUCUCCAUGGCCGGCCGGUCGCCGGCCCGGUCCGACACCUCUUCCACCCUCGACUCGACAUCUUCAUCUGCCUCUGCGCCCUCCGCCGCCUCCUCCUCCUCAUCGUCGUCCUCCUCCACUAUCACCACCUCCAAGGGCAUCUACUUUACCACAGCAACCGGCCGCAGCGACAACGGCAACAACAUCAACAGCAACGACAGCAGCGGCGGUGGCGGCAGCUCCACCACAGCGCUCCUCGUCCCACCACCCGCCGUUUCAACGUCAUCAACCAUCAACGUUUUGCAAAACACCCUUUCGCCGGGUCUCAUUCAUGAAAUUCGUGAAAUCAACCAAACCAACAAAAUCCAAGAGCCGUCACCGGCGGCACGAAAGUCCGACAGGGCCCAUGCCACCGACGACAUAUUGCCCAUGGCGCCCGACGACCGCCAGGGGUCAUUCUCGGACGCAUCCGGCCCGUCGUCAGCGACGGCUGUUACCUCCACUGUGCCCCCCAUGUCCGAGAUUACUGAAAUCGAGACGGCCGUGGAAGACCCCCAAAACCAGGACAACGCCAUUGUCGCCAAGCCUGCAACAAAGGAGGUCGCCGACGAUAACAAAGAGAACAACGACGACGAGGAAAAUGAGCAGGAUUAUAUCCACCCUUACGGCUUCAGCGACACCCUUCCCGAUGUUCGCGGCUCUGUUGCCGCUCAGUGGCUGCCCGUCGACAAACGCCCGGCGCAUCGCCCACUGGCCAACUUUGGCCGCCGUGUCGACACCAUUCGCUGGACCCGCAUGCGCAUCAAGUCACUGAACAAGGCCAUUGCCAAACUGCGCCGCAAGUUCCGUGCCGGCGACGGCGACCUUCUCUCGUCCAUGUUUGUCGAGUUCGACACCCAGGCCGCCGCACAGGUCGCCUUCCAGGUCCUCACCCACCACCAGCCGCUGCACAUGUCGCCGCGCUUCAUCGGCAUCCGGCCCGAAGACGUCAUCUGGUCGUCUCUCCGCAUGCGCUGGUGGGAGCGCAUCAUGCGCCGCUUCUUGAUCAUGGGCGCCAUUGCGGUCGGCAUCGUCUUCUGGUCCAUCCCAGCCGCCUUGGUCGGCAUAAUCUCCAACGUCUCCUUCUUGAGCUCCAAAGUUUUUUUCCUGCACUGGAUUGCCGAUGUUCCCAAGGCCAUUACUGGUGUCAUCGAGGGCCUGCUGCCUGCUGUUGCUCUCUCUCUUCUGAUGGCGGCUGUUCCGGGCAUGCUGCGCAUCUGCGCGCGCAUCGCCGGCCUUCCGUCGUCGCCCAUGGUCGAGCUGUACACCCAGCACGCCUACUUUUGCUUCCAGCUCAUCCAAGUCUUUCUCAUCACCACCUUGACCUCAGCCGCCUCGGCCGCCUUCACGCAGAUUUUGGCCGACCCGCUCUCCAUCAAGGAUCUGCUGUCCACCAACCUGCCCAAGGCCUCCAACUUCUACCUCUCCUACAUCACCGUGCAGUGCUUGGCUGGUGGUGCCAUUGGCCUGGCCCAUUUCUUUGACCUGUUCCGCCACACCGUCCUGAACAAGACCAUCCAGCACCCUCGCCGCGCCGUCCGCAACUUCCAGCGUCUCAAGCAGCCGCACUGGGGUGGCAUCUUCCCCGUGUACACCAAUAUGGGUGUCAUCGCCAUCAGCUACACUUGCAUUGCCCCUCUCAUUCUCGUCUUUGCCGGCGUCGGUAUGUGCGUCGUCUACCAGGUGUACAAGUACAAUCUUGUCUACGCCUUUGACGGCGACCGCGACAGCAGAGGCCUGCACUACCCGCGCGGCCUCUUGCACCUGAUGAUUGGCUUGUACCUGGCCGAGGUUUGUCUCAUUGGCCUGUUCUCCAUCCAGUCUGCCGUGGGCCCCGUCAUCUUGAUGAUCAUGUUCCUCGUUUUCACCUUCCUCGUCCACAUCUCCCUCAACGACGCUGUCAGCCCACUGCUGUACAGCCUACCGCGCACUCUGGCCCUCGAUGACCAAGACCUGGCGGCCGGCCACGAAGACCUCCGCCGGCAGGCGGAGCGUGAAGCCGCCGAGGCCGCCGCCAGCAGUGCGAACAGCGGCGGUCUGAACGCCGACUACUACAACAUUGAGGAGGGCUACGGUGACGACAACGACUCGGACGACGACCUGCACGCGGGCCCCGUCACAAAUCGCGGCGUCGACGGUGCCGGUGAACUCAUGGGCAUGGUCAAAGAUUGGGGCCGCGACGCCAUCAAGAAGCGCAUGAAGACCGAGGUCAAGGCCAUGAAGACGGACAUUACCUCGUUUAGUGUUUCGCAGUACAUCCCUUGGGGGAAAACGACCAUGGUCCGCAACGACAUCAACGACAACCGCGCCGAUCCCAACGCAGCGAGCAACAGCGACGCCGCGCCCCAGGGGGAGCUGGGCGCCGACGGUCAACCCCUGUCCGAAAAGCCCAAGGCCAACUUCUUCACGCGCUGGCUGCACCCGGAGCUGUUCGAGGACUACACCUUUUUGCGCAAGACAUUGGUCCGGGCUGAACAGGAGGAACCCAUGGCUUAUCCAGCCGACUACACAUUUCGCGGCUACUGGCCGCCUGAGAUGUGGAAGCCGAUCCCCAAGCUGUGGAUUCCCCGUGACGACGCCUGCGUCAGUCGCCAGGAGGUUGCGCACACGCGCCAGGUCGUGCCUAUUACGGACCGCGGUGCCUGGUUGACGGCCAAGGGCAAUGUCGUCGCUGACCUCGACAAGGCGCCCUUUUUGGAGCCCAUCUAUUUGUAUUAA
This is a messenger RNA of Sporothrix brasiliensis 5110, 3651 nucleotides long. RefSeq lists its product as uncharacterized. Gene Ontology annotation, molecular function: calcium-activated cation channel activity. The coding region runs from base 1 to 3651 and encodes 1216 amino acids. The transcript is spliced from 4 exons. Gene Ontology annotation, cellular component: plasma membrane. The record is from RefSeq and is a predicted model, not a curated record. Lineage: Eukaryota; Fungi; Ascomycota; Sordariomycetes; Ophiostomatales; Ophiostomataceae.